AUGUCUGGAAGCCAUAUGUACCGUGGUAGUAUGUCGGUGCUGCUGCAAGCAAUCCUCACUCAAGCAUGUCGAGCGAUUUUAGCUUUUUGUCUAGUCAAACAACAACGAAAGUUAAUGAAUAAAAAGUUAAGUGAUGUUGUAUGUGCAUAUGUCUCGGAAUCAGAGGCAUCAUCCAUCAUUGAAAGUACAGGGAAACAUGCGCUUCUCACGGCAGUACAUUUGCUUUGCUGUGAACAACGACCACAUAUGGUAUGUGAACAUCAUAAUGGAGAACUUGCUAUUGCUGUGAAUGCUAUUUUAGAAGAUUAUCCUCUACGUUCUAAUAUUAUUACUGCAUUAACGGGAUUUAUUACACGAAAAUGGGAACAUAGUGAAGUCUCUAUUCAUCGUUUACUUUCUUACGCCGUAUCCGUUGGUCCUAAAUGUCACACUUUAACCUCUUCUUCUAUUGUAGAUUAUAGAUCAUCUCCUAUAUCCUUGUUGUUACAUGUUUACCCUGAACUCGCAACUACCAACUCUGUAUCGGAAGUGAGUUGUGGUUGUAUGCAUCAAUGGUUUAGGGAAACACUUCCAUUGCUGUUGCUUACAUUAACAAUGGAACAACAUGCCAAGAUGUGGUAUCGAACUUCUCUCUUAUCACGUGCGUUUUUACGAUGGAGACAGUGUCAUGGUAUGUAUCUUUUACGGGCUCUUGCAGCAGGAAGUUACUCCCCACCUCCAAUAGAGAUGUCCACGCAGGCACCAAGUACAGUAAGGAGUAAUCUUCGUGAAGGAAACUCUGCUCUUCUUACUUCUUUUGAUGUUUCUUCUACUCCUGUUAUUAUACAUGUUCCUACUUCUGCUCCUUCGCCUGCUCCUGCUACUAUUUCUAAUACGGUUAGUGUUCCUGUGCCUACUGUACCAAACGUCUCUUGUGCCUCUACGAAUACAGAUUGUGUAGUGGGGUUUACGCCGCAAAAGUCAGUUGAAAAUUCCAGUAAAAAAUCUACGGCAGUGCAAACAACAACAACAACAACAACAACAACGGCAACAAUUCCCUCCGAUACACCACUACAAAUUGUAAAUAUGGAAAAUGUGAAGACAGAUAAAAUUCAAACUACUAGUAACACAAGUAUGAAUAAGAAGAUAAAGAAGAAGAAUAAUAACGAUGGAGAAAUGUUAAAGACGUUUAUUCACCAAUGUGAUCAACUUGUUGCGGAACGAGUUAAACGUCAAACAUUUUUCUUCUGGCGUGAUGUACGCCUCCUGCGACGGAGACAACUGCAGGAACUCAUACAUAGAUUUACUUUACGACACAAGCAAAGAUGGUGGUUACUCUGGAAACGUCAAUAUACGGCUCAUCUAUUGCGUAGACGGAGGGUAUUAGCAGAUGAACAGUGUUCUGUUUAUAUAGAAGCCAAGAAAGAGUCUUUACGACGAUACGCCUUUUCAUGCUGGAAACAUGCAUACAUGGUAAGACGUUUUCGUUUACGUACUUGUGGCUUCCGAAUUUUUUCCAUGUGGAGACGUCAUUUUUUAUUUUCCCUUCAUGCACGUGGAGCGGCGGUGCCUUUCAUCGCCUCCCGAGCGCUUGCCCUUCGUUGUCUUUUGCGAUGGCGACUGGCGCGUCUUUGUCGUCUGGCGGACCGCCGUUUUCUGCGGGGUUUUCUCGAGCGGCUUCGCGGGCGACUUUCGGUUCGGGCGGCGGGGCGGCGGGGGGCGGCGGCGGCGGCCUUCGCGCGGGGCGUUUUUGUCCGCCGGCGGGUCUUCGCGCAGUGGCGGGCCGCGUGCGGGUCCCACCGGCGCCUCACCGCCGCGAUCGCCCGGCGAGACCGACGGACCGCCGCCCGCGCGCUGAAAAAAUGGCGCAUCGCCACGAGAAGACGGGCCUUAGAGGCCGAAAGAGAAAACAUCACCCGCCGACUUCUUUGGGAGAAGUGGAGACGACGGGCAGAAAUGCUGAAGCGCUGGCGUAGUCAACACUACACACACGCAGAGGAAGUGUAUGCCGGACGGCUCUUGCGAGGGGUGUGGGGGCGGUGGUGGGAGAGAUAUGAGAAGGCGCGGCUCCAGCACCAACAGCAGGAAGUAAUCACCUGGUUUGCCGCAAAGGGACACACAAACGCCUCAUUAGGUGUAAACUCUAGUUUUCCAGCUCCAAUGGAGUCAGUGCAUAAUAAUAGUAGUAAUACUUUUCUGCCACAGCGUAAGAUGGAGAAGCGUGGUCUUUCUGUUUCUUUUGCGGAAUUGAAACGUAGUCCACCGCGAAAAGAUCCACUUGCAGUUCUUAGGGCAGAAAGACGUUUACUACAUGAAAUGAAUUCGACUCAGUGGCAGAAUCUGGCACAUUCACGUUUGUUCAAUAACAGUAACAAUAGUAACGUCACCAAGAAGUAUUACCAUCAUCACCAUGAAAAACAACAUCAAGAAGAAGAAGAAGGGUCAGAGUGGAAAAGAAAGGGUGGUGAUGAUACGAUGGUUAUUAUGAUGCCAUCAGACGUGGAGGAUGACAAUUCACCAUCAUUCGAAAAUAGUCGUCUCUAA
This is a messenger RNA of Trypanosoma theileri, 2523 nucleotides long. RefSeq lists its product as uncharacterized. The record is from RefSeq and is a predicted model, not a curated record. The coding region runs from base 1 to 2523 and encodes 840 amino acids. The transcript has a single exon. NCBI's taxonomy places the organism in Eukaryota, Euglenozoa, Kinetoplastea, Trypanosomatida, Trypanosomatidae.